AUGUCGCCGUGCAGGCUGUGGAAAGAGAGCCUGGCUCUGGCCGAGGACUACAUAGACCUGUGCUGCACGGCGGACCCCGGCGCGGCCCCGCCGCCUCCCGGCGAGGCGGCCGCCACCAUGAGGCGCGUGGGACGGCACGCCGAGUCCCUCAACGAGGCGUCCUUCCACAGCCUGGCGCAGACCUUCCUCCGGAGUUGCGGGCCCGACCUGAGCUAUUCCUUCCGGAGAGUGAUGGAGGAGAUGGUGAGCGAUGGACUUUUGAAUUGGGGGAGAGUAGUAUCGCUCUUCGCCUUCACGGGCGUGCUGGCCAGGAUGCUGAGGGAGCAACGCGAGAAGGCUCCCAGUGACGCCACUAAGACGAAGGGGCUGGACCUCGACACGUGGCCACAGAUUUGCAGGAAGCUGGCAGAAACCAUCGCGGACUUUCUCGGGGAAGAGAAGAAGGAGUGGAUGCUGGAAAACAAUGGCUGGGAGGGUUUUUGCAAGUGGUGCGUCAGACAUUCCGGUCAGGACUUGUCAAUGAAGACGGCGCUGCUGGCCGCGGCCGGCGUGGGCUUGGCCGGACUGACCUUCCUGCUGGGCCGCUAA
Nerophis lumbriciformis (worm pipefish) is the source of this 588-nucleotide messenger RNA. The record is from RefSeq and is a predicted model, not a curated record. Lineage: Eukaryota; Metazoa; Chordata; Actinopteri; Syngnathiformes; Syngnathidae.